Molecule: messenger RNA, 204 nt
Organism: Morchella importuna
Lineage: Eukaryota; Fungi; Ascomycota; Pezizomycetes; Pezizales; Morchellaceae
Exons: 2
Coding region: 1-204 (67 amino acids)
Source: RefSeq, a predicted model, not a curated record
AUGCAACACGAUUUCUUCACUAUACGGUGUACUAUUCAGAGCACUGUAGAAGUACACAACCAUCUCCGGGAGGGCAACUUCUUGUUCCUGCUAGCAUCGGCGGAAACCAUUGUAGCCUUACUCCAUCAGCAAUGCUGGUCUGUCGCGUCUGUUCAGCCGGAAUCAAGGUCGGUGACCACAACUGCAGUCUUGAAUCUUGGCUGA